This is a messenger RNA of Pseudomassariella vexata, 1473 nucleotides long. RefSeq names its product polyubiquitin. The record is from RefSeq and is a predicted model, not a curated record. The transcript has 2 exons. Gene Ontology annotation, cellular component: cytoplasm; nucleus. Lineage: Eukaryota; Fungi; Ascomycota; Sordariomycetes; Amphisphaeriales; Pseudomassariaceae. Gene Ontology annotation, biological process: protein ubiquitination; modification-dependent protein catabolic process. Gene Ontology annotation, molecular function: protein tag activity; ubiquitin protein ligase binding. The coding region runs from base 136 to 1053 and encodes 305 amino acids.
CCUUCCGGGCUUCCACUUCCUGCGCCCACCCGUUCCUAUUUAACCCACCUCACUUCUUCCAUCCAUUCCUCUGUCCCUCUUUCCCAAACCAUCCAUCCCGCACAAACUUCAUUAGCUUCUACCAAUACCAUAGAGAUGCAGAUCUUCGUGAAAACCCUCACCGGGAAGACCAUCACUCUCGAGGUCGAGUCUUCCGACACCAUCGACAACGUCAAGUCCAAGAUCCAGGACAAGGAGGGCAUCCCCCCCGAUCAGCAGCGCCUUAUCUUUGCUGGCAAGCAACUCGAGGACGGCCGCACUUUGUCGGACUACAACAUUCAAAAGGAGUCGACCCUCCACCUUGUCCUUCGGCUUCGAGGUGGCAUGCAGAUCUUCGUUAAAACUCUCACUGGCAAGACCAUUACCCUCGAGGUCGAGUCCUCUGAUACCAUUGACAACGUCAAGUCGAAGAUUCAAGAUAAGGAGGGUAUCCCCCCAGACCAGCAGCGCCUAAUCUUUGCUGGCAAGCAACUUGAGGAUGGCCGCACCCUUUCCGACUACAACAUUCAGAAAGAAAGCACACUUCACCUUGUCCUCCGUCUCCGCGGUGGAAUGCAAAUUUUCGUCAAGACCCUUACCGGCAAGACUAUCACCCUAGAGGUCGAGUCGUCGGACACUAUCGAUAAUGUGAAGUCGAAGAUCCAGGAUAAGGAGGGCAUUCCUCCAGAUCAGCAGCGCCUUAUCUUUGCUGGCAAGCAACUUGAGGAUGGCCGCACCCUUUCUGACUACAACAUUCAGAAAGAAAGCACCCUUCACCUUGUCCUCCGUCUCCGCGGUGGGAUGCAAAUUUUCGUCAAGACCCUUACCGGCAAGACUAUCACCCUAGAAGUCGAGUCGUCGGACACUAUCGAUAAUGUGAAGUCGAAGAUUCAGGAUAAGGAGGGCAUUCCUCCUGACCAGCAGCGCCUCAUUUUUGCCGGAAAGCAGCUGGAGGACGGCCGCACUCUCUCUGACUACAACAUCCAGAAAGAGAGCACCCUGCACUUGGUUCUCCGACUGCGUGGAGGCCAGUAGAUGGUUGGAGGUAGUCACAAUGGCGUUUAGGUUGGGCCCUAGGAAAGGUUCAUGCAUCCUCUUUACAUUCCGCAGGACAGCAUUGCACGAUACGAUGGGAAUGCUUGUUCUACAAUCAUAGGAAUCACUGAUGCGUAUUAAUGGAUUAAAAUUGCCACCAUGUAUUAGUUUGAUUAUCGUGACGAAUGGAUUGAGUACGUCCCUUGCCUUUUCCAUGGCCGUGGUAGACAAGUUAGCCGGAAGCUGGAGGAUAUUAGGCCACCGUAAAGUCUAUCAUCGGGAUGAGGUGACUACCAAACAAGUUUGUGGCCAACAGUCCGCCAGACCUUGUUACAGCAUUUACGGAGGCAAGUACUGCGAACUUCUAAUCGCCGACGAAAUCAUGGCGAAUUUCCCAUAUCAGAUGGUUUGUCUCUGCUC